Sebastes umbrosus (honeycomb rockfish) is the source of this 991-nucleotide messenger RNA. RefSeq names its product lymphocyte antigen 6G-like. Bases 459 to 767 code for a protein of 102 amino acids. The record is from RefSeq and is a predicted model, not a curated record. Lineage: Eukaryota; Metazoa; Chordata; Actinopteri; Perciformes; Sebastidae. The transcript has 3 exons.
UUAAACUUCUCUAUUUCAGGACCGCGUGUUCACUCUAUUUCUGAUUAUUUCAGAGGCGUAUUUGUUCUGGUGAAAGAGCAUCUGAGUAAGUGUUUUUUAUUGUUAUAUUUUGAGAACCACAUGAAGGAAGUGAAAGUGCUUCAGGGUAAAUUUAUCAAACACACAAAAACAAAUAUUCACUUCUUUCUGCUAUGAAAUAUAAUUUCAUAGUUUAUCUAACAGCAUUAAGUUCUUGUCUCUUUUUUUAUCCUAAAAAGUGCAUGUCUGUCUCUGGGAUAACGGGGUCACUUUAGGGGUGACAUUAUUCAGGUCACUUGGGAGGAGGCUUUGUGAGGAAAUGCAAAUGUCCAAGUUCUGAAAGAAGACUGAGAAGAAGUUGGGCUGAAAGAGGAAGGCUUCUCUCUCCAGUUCUCCUCUCACUGGGCUGAUUAACAAUCUGCUUUUCAUUUCUGUUCACGAUGCGGUUUUACGGAGCUCUGAUCCUGCUUAUGACUCUGUCUGCAGCAAGUGGAUUAAGAUGCUACACGUGCACAGCCACCGACCCGAAAUCCUGCACAGACACCAAAUCAUGUCCUGUCAUCUUCAACCGUUGUUUCUCUCUCAGAAUAGACGGUUUUGACAUGGUUACCAAGGGCUGCCAAACCAGCCUAGCAUGUGGCGGUGCCAUGGCUUGCUGUGAGGGGAACUUGUGUAACAACGCCAUACCAACUGGUCCCAGUGUCGUCCUCCUGCUGGUUUCCUCAGCCAUCAUCUCACUCUUUCUCUGAGGCUUUGGGAUUUUGUUUUAUUUACUCUGUGUUGCACCUUUUUUUUCUUUCUAAUUUGAACAACUGAAGAAGAAUAAACAACUUCAAUGUGAAACUGCACCGUAAAAACUCUAUUUCUGAGUGACUGAUCUUAUUUAGAUUUAAAGUCUAACUUGUUUCGAGUAUGGACGGAGUAUACAGUUUUUUGUUUGGUUUACAAAAAAACUCUCUGACCUUUUUCAAUA